Molecule: messenger RNA, 990 nt
Organism: Eimeria necatrix
Lineage: Eukaryota; Apicomplexa; Conoidasida; Eucoccidiorida; Eimeriidae
Source: RefSeq, a predicted model, not a curated record
AUGCACGAGCCAAAAGCUGCAGCGCAGCAGCACCAGCAGCAGCAGCAGCAGCACCGCUGGUGGCAUUUCUUUAAGCGCAAGUCUGCUGCUCCUCCACCCGAACGACCCUGUGGCGCAGCAGGAGCUGCUGCGUCGGUCGCACACGCGGUGCGUGCUGCCGUCGUACAUUGUGCUGCUGCUGCUGCUGCUGCUGCUGCUGGGGGAGACUGCGCGGUGUAUAUACAGCUCGAUCCUGCAGCAGUGGGUGGAAGAAGCUGUGCUGCACCUCAACAAAGAAACUGGAGCUUAUUUGGAAUACCAACAUGCAUUAUUUUCAGUCUUUUCCUCCAAACCUGCUUCCUUCUGCUACGGCGACUUGGUCCGCAGCGCGCAGCAGCAGCAGCAGCAGCAGCAGCAGCAGCAGCAGCAGCAGCAGCAGCAGCAGCAGGAGUUUGGGAGCAGCGAGCGGGCUGCGUUGAUGGAGGCUGUGAAGGCCUUCGCCCCCUCUCUUUGCAUUUAUCGAAAAGAUUUGUAUUUCUUGAGCCCUCGGGAGAACUUUUGGGGAAUUCUUUUUCGGAAAUAACAAAAGUGGUUUACAGCUGCGGGCGGGAGCUGGCGGCGCUGCUGGCUCGGGUGUCUAGACACCUCGCGCCCAGUGUCUUCGCGUACACCCAACGCAAAGUCCAGUUCAUUGACAAAGUCUUUCAAUUAAUUGAAACCAAAACAACUUCCAAAAACCACUGGUGUGCUGCGGCUCUCGAGGACCAGGAAGUCCAGCUCAUCCACGACACCACGGUCCAGCUCGAGGCCCUCAACAACACCAUCAAAAAGCAAAGAAUUUUGGGCCGCCUAAAACUCAUUUGCGGCAUUCAGUCCAUCUUAGUUGCUUCCGAAGCUCCGGCCUGCGCUGAUGCAGAUGAUGCGGAUGAUGGAGGCCUCGAUCCACCAGGCGCUGCAGCAAAGCCACACUGCUGCGCUGCAUGUGGGGUUGGAGCUGCAGUCUUCUGUUGA